This is a messenger RNA of Magallana angulata, 4386 nucleotides long. RefSeq names its product sodium/potassium/calcium exchanger 2-like. Gene Ontology annotation, biological process: calcium ion transmembrane transport; intracellular calcium ion homeostasis. Gene Ontology annotation, molecular function: calcium, potassium:sodium antiporter activity; calcium channel activity. The record is from RefSeq and is a predicted model, not a curated record. Gene Ontology annotation, cellular component: membrane. Lineage: Eukaryota; Metazoa; Mollusca; Bivalvia; Ostreida; Ostreidae. Bases 410 to 2233 code for a protein of 607 amino acids. The transcript has 10 exons.
UUUUAUUUGAAAUACAGGGAUCUUUAAAAAAUGCGAUGGCACUUGACAGGUGCACAGUUUAAGAUAUCCAAGCCACGAGCUGUGAGGCGUGACUUAUCCUGUCUGGCCAGAACUCUCGGUUCAUUUUCAUCAUCGGAACAUUACUGCUUGCUUGAUUAAAGCGAUGCUGGGACAAUCAAGGAAAUUGGCUACUUUAUGGCUUCUCCUAUACAAGGGCUGCAGUCCAGCCGGAGUCAGUUAAACAAGGAAUAAGUCAAGGUAGAAAACCAUAAUUAUUGUGACGUGACAGAGUUGGCAUCCAACAUCAAUACAAGCAGAGACAGCGGUGAAUGGUCAUCGUAGGAGCGUUUACAGAGAUUGUGACAAAUAAAGAUGUAACUAUCCAAAAAAUUGAUUCUUAAUCAACAAGAUGAAUUUAGACAUUAUUAUGAAGCGGCGAGCCCGCAAGCUGCGGUUGUGCAUUUUGGUAUCUGGACUUCUCAGCUGUUACUUUGGCAGUUUUCUAGUAUAUAACAGAGAUGCCAUAUUUGAUAUGGCAAAAACUGGUGACUUCCAUCAUCUAGAGGGGAUAGAACUGGGCAGCCACAGUGGACAAAGACAUCUCCUGACCACCAAUUCCACCACAGAGGAUGAAGCCCUGUACCCUGAGGAUGCCUUCACCGAGGAUCAGUUAAAGUCUGGAGCUGUGAUCUUACAUGUGAUUGGAAUGAUCUACAUGUUUAUAGCGUUAGCCAUUGUCUGUGAUGAAUUCUUUGUGCCCUCUUUAGGAGUCAUUAUUACUCGCUAUGGAAUUUCGGAGGAUGUGGCCGGUGCCACCUUCAUGGCUGCAGGGGGCAGUGCUCCUGAAUUCUUUACCAGUCUUAUAGGAGUGUUUUUAGCAAAAAGUAAUGUAGGAGUGGGAACCAUUGUGGGAUCUGCUGUUUUUAAUAUAUUGUUUGUCAUUGGAAUGUGUGCUCUGGUCAGCAAAGAUGUUCUUCAACUAACUUGGUGGCCACUCUUCAGGGACGUGUCGUUUUACAGCAUUGACCUUAUACUGUUAAUCGUGUUUUUCAUUACAGACGAAAAAAUUUACUGGUAUGAAGCACUGGUCUUGUUUUUUAUGUAUAUAUUUUACGUUAUAUUUAUGAAAUUUAACCACAGAAUAGAGAGAUGGGUGAAAUCCAAGUUACCGAAGAAGAAAACCAAAGUAGGAAGUUCUAGUCAAAUUGAAGAGAAACCAGAACGAGUUUUAAGUAUGCCAAUUUUACACUCUGGAGGCAACCACUUUAGGCCAGGCAUAUUGGAACUAAUUAUUCAUCAUAUAGAUCCCCUGCAUAAAGACAGUAAACCUCACAACAAGGCUAUGCACCUGCAUGCCAUUGCCACCUUAAAGGUCAUCAUAGGAACUACCCACACAGAUGACCCAAAUACCAUUCAGGUAGACAAGGACAAUAACACCAUACAAGCUAAUGGCAAAGACCCAAUGGCCAAUGGCAAAGCCAUAGAUCAGAACAAUACAGGCAACAGUGAUGGGGACAAAGUGGUGUUGACAGUUGAUGGAACAGCUAAACAAAGUACUGAUACUGCAUCAGGCUCCGGCGAUAAUUCACACGAAGUGGAGCAGUUGGAGGAGGAGGAGGAACCUUUAGACCUGAGCUGGCCCUCGGGAUGGAGAAGUCGGAUCUCCUACAUCAUCCUGGCUCCUCUCGUGUUCCCCAUGUGGAUUACUCUACCUGAUGUCCGGAGACAGGAUAAGAAAAAAUGGUAUUGGGGGUCCUUCUUUGGGAGCAUUGUGUGGAUUGCCAUUUUCUCCUACUUACUGAAUUGGUGGACAAACACUGUGGGAACAACUAUUGGAUUAACGGAUGAGAUCAUGGGACUGACCAUUUUGGCAGCUGGAACCAGUAUCCCUGACCUAAUUACAAGCGUGAUUGUUGCCAAGAAAGGCUUUGGGGACAUGGCCGUUUCCAGCUCUGUGGGAAGCAAUAUCUUUGACAUCACUGUUGGCCUUCCUAUCCCGUGGUUGCUGUAUUGGGCCGUCUUUCAGGAGCCGAUCAGUGUAGACAGUGCUGGGAUGGUGUGCUCCAUUUUCUUACUGUUCAUAAUGUUGAUGGCGGUCAUCAUUACCAUUGCGGUCAAUAAAUGGCGAAUGAACAAGCUGUUGGGCCUCAUUAUGCUGUUCCUGUAUUUGGUGUUUGAAGUCUUAAGUGUCUUGCUGGCACUGAAAAUUAUCAUUUGCCCUGUGGAAGUUUGAAUUCGAACAUCUUUCAUAGUUUUCUUUCUCUCAAAAAAGAAAUCUGUUUAAGAUGUAUGUUUAUUCACAUUUCUUACUUUUGGAUCUGUGGACAUAAAUAUUUUUAAAGGCCAAAACUGAAAAAUAACAAUAAUUGGAUGCAAAGAAAAAUGUAAAAAUCAUGAUUUAUGUUUUUAUAUGAAAUGGAAUGAAAUUGAUGCCCUGGUUUUGUCGCUCAAUGUAUAAGGUAUCUCUGUGUAAUCUAUUUUCUCUUCAGUUUAGUGAGUGGUCUUAAUUAAUUUAGUGCUGUGAGCUUGACAAACGUUUCAUGAGUAUUUUCUUGAAGUAUUACACAUAAUGAUCGUGUUGCAAUAACUAUAUUGUGAUUUGUGCUAACUUUGUAAGAAACAUUUGUGAUAUAAUAGUUAUCAUUUAUGUUAUAAACUAUUGCCAACGUCACGGAUCAUGUGCAUUGUAUAUGCAUAGGAAAGAGAACGUUUGUGGCAAAAAAAACAACAGAAGGACUGAGCAUAAUACAGGGGAAAGCGUAUGAUGCGCAUUAGAUAUCUGUGUAGUGAUUAUUUGAUAUUGUGAAGACUUGUGUUUUCUUGAUUUAGGAACCCCAUGCAAACACAAAUCCUAGUCAAAUCACAUAGUCUUUAGUAUUAAAAGCAUUUUAUUUUUUAUUUUAUUUUUAAACCAGAGGGAAAAAUACCACAAUUUAUUUUUAUUUCAUUUAUUUAUUUAUUGUGAAGCAGUGUUGUUUGAUAUUAUUUUUGAAAUGUCAUUAUUGAAAAAUCACUGUAUUAACCAAUGAUUUGUAGAACAUAUAUCCAGGUGAUAGGAAUUAGAGAAUUCUUAUUCUUUAAACAUUUUUAUUUAAAAUUAUAUCUACCCUUUCAAAGGGGAGACAUAUUGUUUUUGUCGAUUUUCUUAUUCUUCUUAUUCUUCUUCAUCAAAAUGUUUUCCAGGCCGUAACUUAAAUACCCUUUGACAUUAAGACUUCAAAGUUAGAACAUGGGUAGAUGGUAUUGAGAAGGAGUGCACACCACCAAAACUUUUGACCUUAACCAAUUUUGUUCUUCAAGGUCAAGUGUUGUAUUAAAAAAAAUUCUCCGGAACAUAACACAAGACUCCUUCAACAUACAGACUUUUAACUUGUAUCAUAUAUAGAUGGUAUAUAACCUAGCUGAACCCUACCAAAUUUUUUACCUUCACCUAAAAUUUUUAUUUCAAGGUCAAAUUAGAAAAAAACUGCAUUGCUCAUCUCCUGAAUAUACUUUGACAGAAGGACUUCAAACUUUAAACAAAGAACAAUAAUAAUACACUUAGGUGUACUAUUUUUAAUAUUUGACCUUGACCUAGUUUUUACUCAAGGCCAAAUUAAGAAAAAAUUAAUUUUGUCUGGGUCGUAACUUAAAUACCCUUUGACAUUAAGACUUCAGACUUAUAACAUACAUAGAUGGUAUUGAGUAAGAGUACACAGAACCAUAAUUUUUUACCUUGACCAAUCUUAUGUGUCAAGGUAAUUCAUUUUCUAAAAAGUAUUGUAUGACUCAUAACACGAGAUUCCUUAAACAUACAGACUUUAAACUUGUAUCACAGAUAGAUAGUCAGUAAUCAGAUGGAACCUACCAAAAUUUUUGACCUAGGCCUAAAAAAAUUUCAAGGUCAAAUUAGAAAAAACACAUUCUCGUCGUUAUUUAAAUAUACUUAGAAGGACUUCAAACUGUAAACAAAGAACCAAAAUACCAUGAGACAUAGUAUUGUUGAUUGUUUUACCUUGACCCUUUUCCCAACUCGAUAUCAAAUUAAGAAAAAAAAUCUAUUUUUUUUUCCAGACGUUAACUUCAUAAUUCUUUCACAGAGAGACUUUAAACUUAAAACGUAGUUUGAUGAGCUAGCAAAAAAGUGAACCAAACCCAACUUUUUUACCUUGACCUAUUUGGAUCUCGGGGUCAAUUAUCAUGAAAAUGUUCCUUACAAUGAUGACUUGUAUCAUAUAUGGAUGAAAUAUAACAUAUAUUUGACAUCAUUCUUUUUCAAUUUUUAAACUUGACCCAUAUUACAAUCAUUGGGGAGAAGGGGAGAUAUGCACUUGGUUGGUUUUUUUUACCCAUUAGUUACUACUAAAUUGCAGGUCUAAACACGAACUUAAAAUUCUUUUCAUUUUA